Messenger RNA from Seminavis robusta, 513 nucleotides. The record is from the annotation of a GenBank genome assembly. NCBI's taxonomy places the organism in Eukaryota, Bacillariophyta, Bacillariophyceae, Naviculales, Naviculaceae.
AUGUCCACCACUCCGACUCUCGUUAGCAGCUCUAGCACCCUGUCAUCGAGCGUUGCGUCUGUGCCGCUGCAUACUCCCAUACUCAAUCGCAGCGACCCCCUCGACAGGCUUGAGGAUCUCUACUACAACAACCAACUGACUCCACCAAAGGCAGCCCAUGGCAAGAGCUUACAUUCCAUGGAGCAGGCGGCGAAUCAGCUCCUUGCUAAUCUUUCCUCUCAAUGGGCGAACUUGUCUGGGCUACAAAAGUCAAUGUUGUCGUUCCUCCUCCUCAACAGCCAGGAUGUCCUCUUGCAGCAGCGCUUCCCGCAGACCUGGACGGAGAUGCUCAACAACUCCUUGGACCUCGAGAAGGUCGAAGGAAAACGCCUUCAUCCAUUUGUAGUGAGUGGAGGUGACUCCAAGGACAGUCAAGAUGAGCAGCACCCUGAUUAUCUUGAACUUUUCUUGGAAUAUUUCCCUCGAUUCAAAGACUGGGAGACAGGUCCAACCAUCUUCAACAACCCGGACUGA